AUGAAGAAAGCAAUUCUCAUAACGUUUCUCGUAGCCACAUCAAUGGCUUAUAAUCAAGCACUCGCACAAGAAGAAUAUGAUGAGAUCAGUCCAUCUCCACAAGAAUAUCUAGACGUAACAGCUGCUGUAAAUUACGACCAUGAACUCAUACAGCACAUGACGCCACAACACCUAGGAUUUCUCAGAGCUUGUACGGAAAAAUUGCUCUCAAAAUGUGGGAUCGAGAUACCGGAAGGAUUGGUCAAGGACAAGCCCGUGUCCGUGGAAUGUUGUGAAAACAUGAUGAAUAUUGGAAUAGACUGUCACAAAGGAUUGAUGGAUUUUGUUUUCACCACUUAUGAGCUAAAAGAUGUCGCCAGUGAGUUUCUUCCUAAGAGCAAGCGGAUUUGGAACCAAUGUGUUCAGACUACUGCUAGUCGGAUUGGUGCACCUGUUGCUUUUGAAACUUAA
Molecule: messenger RNA, 450 nt
Organism: Microthlaspi erraticum
Lineage: Eukaryota; Viridiplantae; Streptophyta; Magnoliopsida; Brassicales; Brassicaceae
Source: the annotation of a GenBank genome assembly